This is a messenger RNA of Lycium barbarum (goji berry), 2166 nucleotides long. Its product is annotated as probable polyamine oxidase 4. The record is from RefSeq and is a predicted model, not a curated record. The transcript has 10 exons. Gene Ontology annotation, cellular component: peroxisome. Gene Ontology annotation, biological process: polyamine catabolic process. Gene Ontology annotation, molecular function: polyamine oxidase activity. Lineage: Eukaryota; Viridiplantae; Streptophyta; Magnoliopsida; Solanales; Solanaceae. Bases 474 to 1961 code for a protein of 495 amino acids.
UUCAUCCAUCCUCUCUAUAAAUACAAACACCACAUUACCACCGCCCACCAAUUCUGUUUCUCCAUUACGACAACUUCCAAACUCACAAAGAGAGAUUAACCUUUUGUGAUUCUAGACGAAGAGAUUAAUUAAUUUCUGGUCGAUCUAUGCAAACGAAGCAAAAAUCGUCGGUAAAAUUAGGACGAUUGUUUGUUGAAUUGAUAUUUGAUUCGUGUUAUGAUUAUGAGCUGGCUUGAUAAGCUACGGUGUUCUUCUAAUCUAAGCCGCUUUAUUGCUGGCCUUCUAAUCUUCAUGCUUUAUCAUAAUCAUUCCUUCCAAUUAAUUUCUAAUUUCUUAAUUCCUAUACACCCUUAAAUUUCCUUGCCAAGAUACAUACCACUCUUUCUUCUUCUUCUUCUUCUUCUCUGUUUGUUUGCAUCUUUGCUGUCCGAAAAAACAUUCUAAGAACGUCGACGUUUUUGUUCACGGAUUUCAUGGAAAUCAAAGAUGAUGAUUCUGGCUCUAGUAAUUUAUUUGAUGGCAUUUUACCACCCCGCUUAGGUAGGCCGCACAGGUCAUCUCCAUCUGUAAUUGUGAUUGGUGGAGGUAUUUCAGGGAUAGCUGCUGCACGUUUCCUUCACAAUGCAUCAUUUAAGGUGCUCUUGUUGGAGUCACGGGAUAGACUUGGUGGUCGCAUACAUACUGACUAUUCAUUUGGUUGCCCAGUUGAUAUGGGAGCAUCAUGGCUCCAUGGGGUUUGUGAUGAGAAUCCUUUGGCUCCAUUGAUACGUCGGUUAGGGCUCACUCUAUAUCGCACCAGCGGUGACAACUCAGUGCUGUAUGACCAUGACUUAGAAAGUUACAUGCUGUUUGACAUGGAUGGUCGUCAAGUUCCUCAAAAUACAGUUGUUCAAGUUGGAGAUGUAUUCAAGAAAAUCCUCAGUGAGACUGAGAAAGUGAGAAAUGAGCAUAGUCAUGACUUGUCAGUUCUUCAAGCAAUAUCUAUUGUACUGGACAGGCAUCCAGAGUUGAGGCAAGAAGGACUUUUCCAUGAGGUGUUGCAAUGGUACAUAUGCAGAAUGGAGGCAUGGUUUGCUGCAGACGCAGACACGAUCUCUCUGAAAACCUGGGAUCAGGAACAAGUUCUCACUGGUGGUCAUGGACUUAUGGUGCAAGGUUACCACCCUGUCAUAAAGGCAUUAUCAAAAGACAUUGAUAUCCGUUUAAAUCACAGGGUCAAGAGGAUUACAAAUGGGUACAACAAAGUGAUGAUUACGGUCGAGGAUGGGAGAAACUUUAUUGCGGAUGCUGCUAUUAUAACUGUGCCUUUAGGUGUUCUAAAAGCCAACUUGAUCAAGUUUGAACCAAAAUUGCCGGAAUGGAAGCAAUCUGCAAUAGCAGAUCUUGGUGUAGGCAAUGAAAACAAGAUUGCAUUACAAUUUGAUAGUGUAUUUUGGCCAAAUGUGGAAUUAUUAGGUGUUGUUGCACCUACUUCAUAUGCUUGUGGUUAUUUUCUUAACCUCCACAAGGCAACAGGACACCCGGUCCUUGUCUAUAUGGCUGCUGGAAGACUUGCUUGUGACCUCGAGAAAUUAUCAGAUGAAUCUGCUGCUGAGUUUGCAAUGCUGCAGUUGAAGAAAAUGUUCCCUGAUGCUACUAAGCCUGUUCAGUAUCUUGUAUCUCGCUGGGGUACGGAUCCAGACACUCUUGGAUGUUAUUCGUAUGACUUGGUUGGAAAGCCAACUGAUGCUUACGAUAGGCUUCGGGCACCAAUAGGUAAUUUAUUCUUUGGAGGGGAAGCUGUGAGCAGUGAUGAUCAUCAGGGGUCGGUUCAUGGUGCGUAUGAAUCUGGAAUUAUGGCUGGCGAGAAUUGCCGCCGGCAUCUCAUUAAAAGGCAUGGAAGUUUGGAAAUGGUUCAGGCUGUUUCCCAUAGGGAGGAAAUCCUUGAAGCUGCAGUUCCUCUCCAGAUUUCAAGAAUGUAAUAUGCCUUUGAAAAUUUGCAAGUUUCAUUUCAAAACUUUUGCUCAAGUAGUGAGUUCCAGUAUUGUACUGUGACGAGAACAAAUUAUUGGCGAAUAGGAUUUGCAAGUUUCAUUUCCAGUAACUUGAGUAGUGUGUUCCAUUUUGUACUUACGUCUCACAUGCAACUGAAAUGCCAAACUAUAUAUCAAGCUUUCUAUUUGACAA